Messenger RNA from Eucalyptus grandis, 786 nucleotides. RefSeq names its product premnaspirodiene oxygenase-like. The coding region runs from base 168 to 737 and encodes 189 amino acids. The record is from RefSeq and is a predicted model, not a curated record. Lineage: Eukaryota; Viridiplantae; Streptophyta; Magnoliopsida; Myrtales; Myrtaceae. Gene Ontology annotation, molecular function: heme binding; iron ion binding; oxidoreductase activity, acting on paired donors, with incorporation or reduction of molecular oxygen. The transcript has 2 exons.
ACGAGGAUGAUGCGUUGGGUGGAGGAGAAGAUAUUCUUGAUGUGCUCUUGAGACUUGAGCAGUCCAAGGAGGUCGGGUUUCAUCCGACUGUCGAUGAUAUUAAAGGUCUCAUUCUGGAAUUAUUUGGGGCUGGGAGCUACAGUUCAUCGGCAACCGUGGAGUGGACGAUGUCAGAACUAAUCCGAAACCCGGAAGUGAUGGCCAAGGCACAGGCCGAGGUGAGACAAGCCCUAAAAGGAAAGCAUCAUGUAGAAGAAUCGGACCUCAAUGAGCUCAAGUACUUGAAAUCGAUCAUCAAAGAAACCCUGAGGCUCCACCCUCCGGCCCCUUUGAUUCCUAGGGAAGCGAUUGAAGAAGCCGAAAUCGAUGGGUACAGAGUACCUGUGAAUUCCCGGAUCAUCGUCAAUGCGCUGACGCUAGGAAGAGACCCCGAUUACUGGACCGACUCAGAGAAGUACGAGCCGGAGAGGUUCCUCGAGUCCUUGGUGGACUUCAAAGGGACGGACUUCCAAUUUCUUCCUUUUGGGUCCGGUAGGAGGUCGUGCCCUGGCACUGCAUUCGCCUAUGCGAACAUAGAGCUCCUGUUGGCGUCGUUUUUGUACCAUUUUGACUGGAAGCUGCCCAAUGGGAAGGCCCCAGAGGAGCUCGACAUGACGGAGACUUUCGGGAUGGUGGUCAAGAGAAAGAACGACUUGAAUGUGAUUGCCAUUCCAUAUACUCCCGAGCUUGCGGCUUGAAAAGAGUAUGUGUGUUGUGAUGGAAGAACGCAGUGUGAAGUUAUGCUAG